ACCACCUCCUCUGCCUCCCGGCACAGCGUCUCCGCCUCCGCCGGCGGAGACCCCAAGCUACCACGACUGCGGGACCCACUGCCCGCGGGACACUGAGCCACAAUGUUCCCGAGGGAAACCAAGUGGAACAUCUCGUUCGCUGGCUGCGGCUUCCUAGGCGUCUACCACGUUGGCGUGGCCUCCUGCCUCCGAGAGCACGCGCCCUUCCUGGUGGCCAACGCCACGCACAUCUACGGCGCCUCAGCAGGAGCGCUUACCGCCACGGCGCUAGUCACUGGGGCUUGCCUUGGUGAAGCAGGUGCCAACAUUAUUGAGGUGUCCAAGGAGGCCCGGAAGCGGUUCUUGGGCCCUCUGCACCCCUCCUUCAACCUGGUGAAGACCAUCCGUGGCUGUCUACUGAAGACCCUGCCUGCUGAUUGCCAUGAGCGUGCCAGUGGGCGCCUGGGCAUCUCCCUGACUCGUGUUUCGGAUGGAGAGAACGUCAUCAUAUCCCAGUUUAGCUCCAAGGAUGAGCUCAUCCAGGCCAAUGUCUGCAGCACUUUUAUCCCGGUGUACUGUGGCCUCAUCCCUCCUACCCUCCAAGGGGUGCGCUAUGUGGAUGGCGGCAUUUCAGACAACUUGCCACUUUAUGAGCUGAAGAAUACCAUCACGGUGUCCCCGUUCUCAGGCGAGAGUGACAUCUGCCCACAGGACAGCUCCACCAACAUCCAUGAGCUCCGUGUCACCAACACCAGCAUCCAAUUCAACCUGCGCAAUCUCUACCGCCUCUCGAAGGCUCUCUUCCCGCCGGAGCCCAUGGUUCUCCGAGAGAUGUGCAAACAGGGCUACAGAGAUGGACUUCGAUUCCUUAGGAGGAAUGGCCUACUGAACCAGCCCAACCCCUUGCUGGCGCUGCCCCCGGUUGUCCCCCAGGAAGAGGAUGCAGAGGAAGCCGCUGGAGAGGAGGACCAAUUGCAGCCCCACGGAGAAGAUCGGAUUCUAGAGCACCUGCCUGCCAGACUCAAUGAGGCCCUGCUGGAGGCCUGUGUGGAACCUAAGGACCUGAUGACCACCCUUUCCAACAUGCUGCCUGUGCGCCUGGCCACUGCCAUGAUGGUCCCCUAUACUCUGCCGCUGGAGAGUGCAGUGUCCUUCACCAUCCGCUUGUUGGAGUGGCUGCCUGAUGUUCCUGAGGAUAUCCGGUGGAUGAAGGAGCAGACAGGUAGCAUCUGCCAGUAUUUGGUGAUGAGGGCCAAGAGGAAAUUGGGUGACCAUCUGCCUUCCAGACUGUCUGAACAGAUGGAACUGCGUCGAGCCCAGUCUCUGCCCGCUGUGCCACUGUCUUGUGCCACCUACAGUGAGGCACUGCCCAAGUGGGUGCGAAACAACCUCUCACUGGGAGACGCACUGGCCAAGUGGGAGGAAUGCCAGCGUCAGCUACUGCUGGGUCUCUUCUGCACCAACGUGGCCUUCCCUCCGGAUGCCUUGCGCAUGCGCACACCUGCCAGCCCCACCUCCGCAGAUCCUGCCACCCCACAGCAUCCACCUGGCCUCCCACCUUGCUGAAAACCACCACUGCCACCUUGCCGGGGCUACCAGCAAAGCUCCUAGUUGCCCUAGCCCACUAAGAGGAGCCCUGGAGCAGAACAAGUCCCUGUACUUGGGCUCUCCCCCUUACAUGCUGUGGAAUGAGGACUUAGGACCCUGCACAGCUGCAGGGGG
Acomys russatus (golden spiny mouse) is the source of this 1701-nucleotide messenger RNA. It is a transcript of the gene Pnpla2, whose product is annotated as patatin like phospholipase domain containing 2. The transcript has 9 exons. Gene Ontology annotation, cellular component: lipid droplet; cytoplasm; membrane. Gene Ontology annotation, biological process: triglyceride catabolic process; positive regulation of triglyceride catabolic process; lipid homeostasis. Bases 103 to 1545 code for a protein of 480 amino acids. The record is from RefSeq and is a predicted model, not a curated record. Gene Ontology annotation, molecular function: triacylglycerol lipase activity. NCBI's taxonomy places the organism in Eukaryota, Metazoa, Chordata, Mammalia, Rodentia, Muridae.